AUGGUGUGUAAACCAGAUAUUGAAGCUUGUAUGAUGUCUCGCUGUCGACAAUGCAAACAAAAUUUCAAAAAUCAUAUUCUGACAAACAUUUUGGAUAAGAAAAAAUCAAUUAAAUGGUAUCAAUGGAUUACGUCUACAGGUCGAGUUGAAAAACAAGAAUUUUCAGGGACAGUGCUUCAAUGUGUCAAAGUUUUACAAAGUAAAACACCUCAAUAUCUCUCACAUGUUUUCGUAAAGCGAAAGCAGAGUACAUACUUUGAAUAUAUAAAAGAUAAUGCAGGUGAUUCAACUGUAGUAUGUCAGGUGGACUACGCCGAAAACUUUACACUGCAACAUCAAGAUCAAAUACAAUCAGCACAUUGGUCCAAGAAACAAGUAUCUAUAUUUACAGCAUAUGCGUGGAUGGGUGGUAGUGGCGGUGAGGGUUUUUCCUUUGGUUUUGUUUCAAACUCGACCGAUCACAACAAAUAUUCGGUCAUUACUUGCUUGGAAAUUUUAAUCGACGAAAUCACAAGUAUUAUGCCUGAUGUUCAGGAAAUUAUUUUCUUUUCAGACGGUGCGUCAUCUCAGUUUAAGAACCGUUAUAUUUUACAACACCUAACGAAUAUUAUGGACAAAACCGAUCUCAACAUUAGCUGGAAUUAUUUCAGUUCAUCACAUGGGAAGGGCAUUGUCGAUUCAAUAGGUGGUACACUAAAGAGACUUGUUUGGUUCGAGAUUUUGGCUGGUGCUCGUGUUACAUCUGCCAAAGAUUUUGUUGAUGUUUGCCAUCGAAAGACGACAACAAUUAUUGUUGGUUUUGUACAACAAGUUCAAUUCGAUACAACUCGUAGAUUACUCGAGAAACCUUUCGAAAAAACUGUUAGCGUACCAAAUCUUCGCCAACAACAUCAUAUAAAGGUUUUAUACAAAGACAUUAUUGAAUAUGCUUUAUACUCGACUAGAGAAGAGACGUAUGUAUUUCGCUUUUAA
Molecule: messenger RNA, 972 nt
Organism: Adineta ricciae
Lineage: Eukaryota; Metazoa; Rotifera; Eurotatoria; Adinetida; Adinetidae
Source: the annotation of a GenBank genome assembly